GGCUUGACAUUUUGGUGGCCAGCGAGACUUGAGAACUUUGACCUUGAAUUGAGAAACUUUUAUCUCAUUUCUGAUCCAAGAAUCGGACACAAUGGUGAAGCUAGAGGCAUUCGCUGUUGAGCAGUGGAUGGACAAGUAUGAGACAACUGCCAAGUACAACACCGCCGAGACCUGCUGCGCAUCUAUUUCCAUUGACGACCUCCGCGAGCUCUCCGAGGACAAAGAUACCAACCCAUUGACUGCGCUUCAAUCCACCAAGCUCACGUACGGAGCUAUUCGGGGUUCCGAUAAGCUGCGGGAGACACUAAGUAACCUUUACUCGGUGAAAAUCCCGAAUUUGGUUCCAAAGGAUAAUGUCUUGAUCACAGCGGGUGCUAUUCAGGCCAACUUCUUGCUGCUGUAUACUCUUGUUGGCCCUGGUGAUCAUGUUAUCUGCCACUAUCCCACAUACCAGCAGCUGUACUCAGUUCCUGCAUCUCUGGGUGCUGAAGUCAGCUUGUGGAAUUCCAAGGAGGCGAAUGACUGGCAAGUCGAUAUCGAAGAGCUAAAGAGCCUAAUUCGUCCGAACACGAAGUUGAUUAUCAUCAACAACCCCCAAAACCCAACAGGUGCUAUUAUCCCUCGCGACACGCUCCAGAGCCUCGUUGAUCUUGCCCGCGAGUCUUCAAUCACCCUCUUCGCAGACGAAGUAUACCGUCCUCUUUUCCACAACAUCAGCCCUUUGGAUUCACAAUUCCCUCCGUCCCUGCUUUCCUUCGGCUACGAACACAGCGUUGUAACUGGGUCCGUCUCCAAAGCAUACAGUCUUGCCGGUCUUCGAGUGGGUUGGAUCGCAUCUCUCAGUAACAGCAUCAUCGAAGCUUGCGCCAGCUCGCGCGAUUACACUACUAUCUCCGUCGGUCAGAUCGAUGACGCGAUUGCUAGCUUUGCGCUCGCCCCGGAUUGCAUUCAUAAUAUCUUGAAGCGAAAUAUCGCGCUGGGACGAACUAAUCUUGCAAUUCUGGAGAAGUUCAUCGAGUCUCAUCGCUGGGCGUGCGAUUGGAUUAAGCCUCGCGCCGGCACCACGGCAUUCGUCCGCUUUAACAAGAUGGGUAAGCCGGUGAAUGACGUCGCUUUCUGCGAGAUGCUUCAGGAUAGGAAGGGUGUCAUGUUUGUACCGGGUAGCCUUUGUUUUGGAGGGGGAGAGGACUUUAAGGGAUAUGUUCGUAUUGGAUAUGCAUGCGAGACUGAGGUGUUGGAGAAGGGUCUCGAGGCUGUCCGGGAAUUCAUGGAGGAUGAUUAUGAUGAGGUCCCUGCGUUGAAGAAGGUGAAGGCACCUCAGUAGAUAGGGAGAUGUAUAUCAAACAAAAUAUGAAGGAAGUAUAUUGUCU
Molecule: messenger RNA, 1370 nt
Organism: Penicillium subrubescens
Lineage: Eukaryota; Fungi; Ascomycota; Eurotiomycetes; Eurotiales; Aspergillaceae
Exons: 3
Coding region: 92-1324 (410 amino acids)
Biological process (GO): biosynthetic process
Molecular function (GO): pyridoxal phosphate binding; catalytic activity
Source: RefSeq, a predicted model, not a curated record